Messenger RNA from Phyllotreta striolata, 880 nucleotides. The record is from the annotation of a GenBank genome assembly. Lineage: Eukaryota; Metazoa; Arthropoda; Insecta; Coleoptera; Chrysomelidae.
UGACACAUGUCAGACAUUUUAAGUUUUUUCCAUUACUAACCUUAAAAAUAAAAAAAACGAGUUUUUGAGAAUAAUUCUAUAAUAAUGGCCUUAAUUAGUGCGAGAAGCUUUUUAAAAUGUGGUCAAUCAUUGGCAGAUUCUAUAUUUUUUAAUUCCAGGAAUAUCGCUGUCUCUUCGAGUAGAAAUAGCACUGCAACGCCAAUUGAAACGAAAUCAGAAGGCGGAGAAGCAGCAAAAGCUGAAAGUAACCCAGUAAUUGAAGAUUUGAACAAACAAAUUUCCGAACUAACCACUCAAAAAGAGGAACUUUUGGAUAAGUACAAAAGAGCUUUGGCGGACGGUGAAAAUUUGAGAAACAGAUUAACGAAACAAAUAUCAGAAGCAAAAAUUUAUGGCAUCCAAGGUUUCUGUAAAGAUCUCUUGGAUGUCGCUGAUGUGUUGAACAAAGCCACUGAAACUGUACCAAAGGAGGAACUUAAGAAUAAUUCUCAUUUAAAAAGUUUAUACGAAGGUUUGACCAUGACUGAGGCGCAAUUACUGAGUGUAUUUAAAAGGCACGGGUUAGAAAAAGUUAACCCAGUGGAUGAGAAAUUCAACCCUAAUUUCCACGAAGCGCUUUUCUCACAGGAAGUACAAGGUAAAGCAUCUGGUACAGUCAUUACCGUAUCAAAAAUUGGUUAUAAAUUACACGAAAGAGUGAUUAGACCUGCAUUAGUCGGGGUAGCAAAAUGAAAUAAUCUCAGUUCUUGAAUUUUAAUAAAAAAAAAAUGUUGAUACUGGUUUAAUUGUGAUGUAGAUUAUUUCACAAAGAUGGUGCAGAUUUUUACUACUUAUUUGAAUCAUUUUUGUAAUAAAAUUGUAUUAAAGGUUAAUUAUAUUU